CUACCAGGAUUUUAGGUUCAUCCACAAGACUGUUUUUUAUACAAAGAAGACCAGUAAGUCACAUCAAAGGGCCGAACAAGAUCCUGGGCAAAGCAGCUGUGUGAACCAAGUUUAAAAAAAAAAGAUAAUAGAAAGCUAAGGAACGCUGCAGAAAUGGCGAGAAAAGACAGAGACGCAAAGGAGGAAUAAGACGGGAGGAGGGAGUCAGAGAGGGAGGGGAGAGAGGAGAAAGCUGAGCGCGGACGUCAGGAACAAAAGCUCCAGCGGAGUCUGGCGGAGGCACUAAGGGAGCAUGGGGUGUUUUGAAUAAUUAUUAAAAUUAGCAUGUGUCUGCGCCAUCCUGUGGGUGUGGCGCACAGCGGAGUGUAAACUCUGGCGGGGCUGGAGCAAACAUUGGAUUAGCGGCAGCAGCUUGCCAGCCUGCCCGAGGAGUGAGGACCAGCGCGCGGCACGCCGACCUGCACGAUGGCCUCGUCUCAAGGGAAGAACGAGCUGAAAUUCGCCGACUGGAUGGAAACUCUGCCGGAGAGCAUCCACAGCAUUCCCCUCACCAAUUUAGCCAUCCCAGGAUCUCAUGAUUCCUUCAGCUUCUACAUUGAUGAAGCCUCUCCAGUGGGGCCUGAACAGCCAGAAACUGUCCAGAAUUUUGUCUCUGUGUUUGGAACUGUAGCCAAAAAGCUGAUGCGGAAAUGGCUGGCUACUCAAACAAUGAACUUCACUGGUCAGCUAGGAGCUGGGAUCCGUUAUUUUGAUCUACGAAUUUCCACCAAGCCCAGAGACCCCGACAAUGAACUCUACUUUGCUCAUGGUUUGUUCAGUGCCAAAGUCAGUGAAGGCCUAGAGGAGAUCAAUGCAUUCCUCACAGAUCACCAUAAAGAGGUAGUAUUCUUGGACUUCAACCAUUUUUAUGGGAUGCAGAAAUACCACCAUGAAAAACUGGUGCAAAUGCUGAAAGACAUCUACGGGAAUAAAAUGUGCCCAGCGAUUUUUGCCCAGGAGGUGAGUCUCAAGUACCUGUGGGAGAAGGACUAUCAAGUGCUGGUCUUCUAUCACAGCCCAGUGGCUCUGGAGGUGCCCUUUCUCUGGCCAGGCCAGAUGAUGCCAGCACCCUGGGCCAACACCACCGACCCAGAAAAACUGAUCCAGUUUCUUCAGGCGUCCAUCACUGAGAGAAGAAAGAAGGGGUCGUUUUUUAUAUCUCAGGUGGUGCUGACCCCCAAGGCCAGCACCGUGGUCAAAGGCGUGGCCAGCGGUCUCAGAGAAACAAUCACAGAAAGAGCUCUUCCUGCCAUGAUGCAGUGGGUCCGCACACAGAAGCCAGGAGAGAGUGGCAUCAACAUUGUGACCGCUGACUUUGUAGAACUUGGUGAUUUCAUCAGCACCGUCAUAAAACUCAACUAUGUCUUUGAAGAAGGAGAAGCCAACACUUGAUAGCACCAUGUGGCGUGUCCGUGAAUAAGAUAGAGAAGACUCACUGUAUUAGGCGUAUUAUCUGUAAACACUCUGAACUUCCUAUUCCACUGAGUCUCUGAGGGGAUAAGGGCUGAUAGUGGGUGGGAAAAGGGGGAAACCAUUUCUUCAGUGAUUAUUACCAUACUCUUCACUACUAUAAAUAUUUCAUUUCCCAUUUGAUGAGCAAAACCUACUUCUAGCGUUAGGGAUUAAAAAAAAAGACUAGCACAUUUCAUUUUGCAGAAUUAGUCUUUGUAACGUACAACUCAUGAGUGUUUACUUGAUUGCAUUUCUGAUUUCAACCUAGGGCUCCUACACUGUCUGUAUCCUCUAAACGAAACUUUCUGCUCCCUCUCUCGCUCGCUCUUUUUAAUCAGAAGCUGUACGGGACUUAAAAUAAUUGAAUGCCCAACAUAACGUGUAUUACAUUGUUGUACUGAAAUUUACUUGUCUUGUGGGACUUGGUAUAAUAUUCUGUAGUCUGCAGUCUUGCUAACUUUUGGUCAUAGACAAUAUGCAUCAAAUCAGUUUCUGUGCAUCAGUAAUAUUGGAGGCCAUGAUCAGUAAUUUUUGUGUUAUAUAAAAACAAUAGUGUUUCACAGUAUUUCUAUUUGAGGCAGCUAUAAAUAUAGAGUAAAAACUUUUGUGGAAGAAUUAUUAGUGCCAACUCCAUAGUGAAAAAUGGGGGUGAGGGGUGAGGGAUGCCAUUUAAUUCAGAAAUCUCUAAAUAAUAUUGUUCCUCAAAUGCCCUGUAAAUGAAAAAUUAUGACACGUGUGUUAAAAAUCAGAAGACUCUGAAAAGAACUCUUAACAAAAUUUCUUCUAAUAACCUACUGAUUAAAAAAGAAAAAGAAGAAGAAAAGAGAAGGAUUGUGCAAACUUUCCUACCAAACUGAGAUUUCCAAACAUGUAAUUCUAAAUCCAAGAUUUUGAGGAACAUAUUUUGAAAAGCUUCAAUUUGAGUUUUUUCACUUGAAAUUGAGGAAAAAGGGAAAGAGAGGAAUGUUUCUGAAGCUAUGUCCGUGAACUCUCAAGGAUCCACAAAACAUCUUUAAGAGAUUCUUAAAUACAUGUGGUCUGGGCAGACUUGUCAAAAUUUGGUACUGCCUCACCACUUCUGGGUUCCAUCCUACCCCAAGGACAAGACUGAGGCAGAAGCCAAAGUUUUACAGGAAGUUUCCGCUGUCCACCAUUUGAUAGUCCAGGUCCAUGAGGAAGAAAAAUGGUAAUGCAGCUUUGAGCAUUACUUCCUCCUUGGUGUCUUUGUGAUAGUUGACAGCUCUAAAUAAUCUUAAAAGAGCACAGUAACCCAUAUCUAAAUGCCUUACAGGAAUAUGUGGGGUGUUUAUAAAGAUCUCUAAAAUUUGCUGAUAUUCUUACAAUUUUAAAUUAUUUUAUCUUCAUGUUUGGAAAUAAUCACACCUCAGUAGUUUCUCGGGAAAAUACAGUCCAUGGCAGGUGGGGCCAUAGAGAAAGAAAAGCAUGCUCUCAGCUUUUAAUGAAUUUAAAUGUUUGACAUGUGGUUUAAUCUCUUAGUCCUAGGUAAGAGAGUUGAUUCCAAGGUUAUGUAGGACAAAAUUAUAAAUAAUCAAGAGUUGAUUACAAGAUUAUAAAUAUUCAUUAUCAAAAAAUAGUAUUUAUUAGCCACUGUGGGGAAGGAAGGAAAUUGUUUACACUGAAGAGAACAUUUCUGAAAAGUGUGUAGGUGUGUGUGGUAGACCAGGUCGCACACGUAUACACGCAACAGAUAUGUUCUGCACUCCAAUUGUGUAUAUGUCUCCUCAGACCAAAUAUACCAAUAUAGACCCACCCCGUAUAGGCAGACACGUACAAAUACACACAAACACACACAGACAUGGACCUACACAGUGACAAUUCUUCUUUUCAGGUGAAAACUUU
Molecule: messenger RNA, 3351 nt
Organism: Vicugna pacos (alpaca)
Lineage: Eukaryota; Metazoa; Chordata; Mammalia; Artiodactyla; Camelidae
Gene: PLCXD3
Product: phosphatidylinositol specific phospholipase C X domain containing 3
Biological process (GO): lipid metabolic process
Cellular component (GO): synapse
Molecular function (GO): phosphoric diester hydrolase activity
Source: RefSeq, a predicted model, not a curated record